Carassius carassius (crucian carp) is the source of this 1401-nucleotide messenger RNA. RefSeq names its product nuclear factor interleukin-3-regulated protein-like. Bases 365 to 1150 code for a protein of 261 amino acids. Gene Ontology annotation, molecular function: DNA binding; DNA-binding transcription factor activity. The transcript has 2 exons. NCBI's taxonomy places the organism in Eukaryota, Metazoa, Chordata, Actinopteri, Cypriniformes, Cyprinidae. Gene Ontology annotation, biological process: circadian rhythm; regulation of DNA-templated transcription. The record is from RefSeq and is a predicted model, not a curated record. Gene Ontology annotation, cellular component: nucleus.
UCAUAAAGAGGUGAACAGGCAGCCUCUAACUUUUAAUCACACUUCACACCAAGGAGAAGCCACGAGUCAGAGAGGAGGGCGUUUAAUCAGCGCUGCGAGGCAGGUGAGACACUCUGGUCACACACAGACAAGACAAGUGUUUGAAGUGUGGAGAGUUGGCUGGUUCCAGUAAUGAGGAGCAUCCUUGGUGAUGUCAAUGCUGGGUGACCCGACAAGGCUUCAGGAACUCUCAGAAGCUGUGAAGGUAAAGCUCCUGAUGACAGCAUGACUGAGAAGAGACACUAACAUCUCAGUAACUCCACACACAGAAAGAGAACAGGUGCAUCUAGUGCGUUACCAAUCAGAAAAGUCACACCUGCUGAAAAUGGAGUCCACUUUCUCACAGGUGAUUUGGGAACCUGAGGGAGAAACUGAAGAGAUCUCUCCGAGAAGUCUGGGAUUGCGUCGCAAACGGGAAUUCAUACCUGAUGACAAGAAAGAUGAGAGCUACUGGGAGAAACGCCGCAAGAACAAUGAAGCGGCAAAGCGCUCACGAGAGAAACGAAGGGUCAGUGACUAUGUUAUGGAGACACGAUUGGUUUCGUUGAGUGAGGAAAACGCUCGUCUGCGAGCCGAGCUGUUGGGUCUGAAGCUUCGAUACGGUUUGCUUAACCCUGGGAUACCCUAUUCCCCAUCUCAAAGGGCUCUAUCUCAGCUUCACACUUUGGUGCCGCAACCUUUGGUUUCUUGCCCAGACAAAGACCUAUACUGGGGUAAAGAGCAUGAGAGAGAGCCUUCAAAUCUAUCGGGGAACCAACAAGCACCCGUCUGUCUUGGCACCCACCCCGGGUCAGCAUUCCUGCCUACGCAUCCUAUGGCCAUACGAAGAAAUCACCCAUAUCUACUAGACUUCCCCAGUCUCCAUUCAUCUACAGCUGCACCUUUACCCUUUCCUCCAUGCCUCACCCCAGCAGCAGCAUCUUGGGCAGGACGGCCCCUGCUCCAGCCUCGGAAUCAGAGGAUCUUUUCGGACGAAGAGGGUGAGCAGCAGGUGCCAGCAGAUUCCAGCACUGCCCUGCCCCAUAAACUAAGACUGAAGACGCAAAACUCCCAGCGCAAAGAUAACAGAGCUAAAUCUGCAUCACCAAAUCCAACAUACAUCUCAGACUGAAAUCAAGCUCUGGACUAAAAUAACUCCAUAGUUAUGAGUCAUCCUACUCAUUAUUGAUAACCGAACAUUGGCUACAUUCCAGGAAGUGUGUUGCAAACCAUCAUGAUAAAAAAUAUAUAUACAUUUCUUUGAUCCAAAGGUCACACAUUCAGAUAAAGUUUCCACAAUACAUUUUAAAGAGUCAAUAUUUCCAUCAUUGAGGUGGAAAGUGGCAAACUUGAAUUGGGGUAAUGACGCACAUGUGUUUACAA